UUCUUUUUUUUCGUACAAAUUGUCUCUAAUUCGUGUGUCUAACGUUCCAUUUUGGUUGCUCGUCAAACGACCAUAACAUAAAUGUGCAUUCCGCGUCAUGAUUGUGUUAAUCAAUUUGUGUACCACUCAUAUCUCUUAAACCAUUCCCCAUCUCAUCUUCAUCGUCGUCGUUUGUCCCACAAGAUCCGUCCAUCAUGGAGUCGUACGCUCAGUCAGGGUCAUUUGCGUACUCUGGCCACCGGUACCGGCACCAUCACAUGUCUCACGUUGUCCAAACAGAACCGCCCCCACUGCAGUUGUCGUCCCCCAGAGGUACCAUCCAACGUGGUGAUCAAGAACCUGCUGGAGAUGAUCUGACCAGCGUCGAGGAGGAGCAACAAAGUUACAGUCUUGAGUCGGACGGUGAUGAGUCGUACUUGGGCAGCUUCCAGCGACCGGGGAUGAUCAACAAUCACAUCAAUUACAACCAGUACAAUACGAUCUUUAGAAGGGGAGGUGGUCCGAGCGAGCAGCGUCAUCAAUCGGCGUUCGUAGAGGAUGGUGUUGAUUUGAGACUGCCGGUUACCGGAAGGAGUUAUUCGGUUUAUCGACAUCACCCUCACGGAGUCGCCAGUAGGCCCGUCCACCGUGUCCACCCGUGCGAGCAGAGCAGUUGCUACCCGGCGACGGGCAAUCUGCUGAUCGGGCGCGAGAACCGCCUCCAGGCGUCGUCCACCUGUGGCAUCGACCGGCCCGAGCGGUACUGCAUCGUGUCCCAUCUCGAGGAGAAGAAAUGCUUCCUGUGCGACACGCGGCCCGAGACGGCCAACACCCCGAUGAAGAACCACCGGGUCGGCCAGAUCAUCUACAAGAACAUGCCGGGGUAA
This is a messenger RNA of Culex pipiens pallens (northern house mosquito), 866 nucleotides long. RefSeq lists its product as uncharacterized. The record is from RefSeq and is a predicted model, not a curated record. NCBI's taxonomy places the organism in Eukaryota, Metazoa, Arthropoda, Insecta, Diptera, Culicidae. The transcript has 2 exons. Bases 195 to 866 code for a protein of 223 amino acids.